AUGGAGUCUUCUCACCAAACCCGAGCUGCUCUUGCCAUCUUGGCUGUAGCAUGCCUUCCUCUCUUUGUCACACCUCAAACCAUCACAGCUUUUGAUCAUUCAGACGGCGUCUCGCCUUAUGGCAGCGGAUUCGCACCCGAUGUCGUCUCCAUUGACUUUGAUAACGCUACCUUCCCGAAUGGUCAGGUGCCAGGCCUCGACCGCAGAGCUGCGCAGGACUUCUACUUGCGAAUCAUGUCGCUUGGCGCUUCCAUCACCCAGGGCCAAGAGUCCUCUGACGGGAAUGGCUACCGCAAGUGGCUUCGUUCGCAGCUUCGAUGGAAGGGUUGGAAAGCCAACAUGGUGGGCUCAAAGCACCAUGGCACCAUGGCAGAUGAUAAUAAUGAAGGUCACCCAGGUUGGACCGUUGGUACGGUUCAUGGCGCUUUUACAGAGUCCAAAUCGAUGAUGCCAAACCUGGUACUCAUUAAUGCUGGCUUAAACGAUUACAACAACAACAUGGAGGACGGCGCGGCAGAACGGCUCAAGAACAUGACGGACGACAUCUUCAACAGUAUCCCGGGAGUGACAGUCAUUCUAUCGACACUCCUGCCGAACAAGGAUCAAAAUCCUUGUACCGAUAGAAUCAGCCAGCAGAUACGCCAGCUCGUGGAAAGCUAUCGAGGAUCGCGCAUUGGACUGGCCGAUAUCCGCCCCCUUUUGUCGUUGACCGAUCUAGUUGAUGGCACGCACCCCGACGAUGGAGGCUAUAAGGUGUUUGCCGGCGUCUGUUGGGAUGCCAUGAGCAAGCUGGAGGAUAAAAUCCUGCCCCCUGUUGCCGUGCCCGGCGUCGACGACGGGGCCAGUUCGUCCAACAAGUGCAAGAAGGUCGCCGGCAACUCUGGCCCACCUGUGCAGUCCCAGCUGGGCAGCGGCCACGACGAUGGCAACUAUGUUCAUUCAAGCAUCGAACAUGGCGUCCUCACGUCGGCGCGCAUCAACAAAGGCAACGACCCGAAGUCUCUAACAGACGCCUAUCCCUGGCACAUCUUCUUCGCGAACCUGGUCGUGGGCGAUCCGAACGCCGACCAUGAUUUCUUUUGUCUCAAAGGAUCUUCUGUGUGGGUAUCGCUCAACCGAGGAGGGACCCCUCCGAAAUUCGAGAGCAUCGGCCAGAUGAACCUCGAUGGGUAUACCGCAUUCGACGUUCGUAUUGCAGAUAUCGACGGCGAUGGAAGGGCUGAUUUCUGCCUUCUCCAAACUGACGGCACAUUCAUCUGCUCGCGCAACAGUGGUCAAAGUAACAGUCCUCAGUGGCAAGGCUUCAGCACCCUGUCUGGCACACGCGGCACCGUCUUCACCCAGAAUAAAGCAGACAAGAGUGGUAUUGUACUCGGUGUGGGCAGUGGCAUAAUUCCCGCAUGGAAGUCUGCCGGCCUGACGCACGAGGGCCAGCAAGAGACUGGCAUACAGGAGCGCGUCAAGUUUGGACGUAUUUUCGGGUCUGGUCGCCGCGACUACAUCUUCCUGAAAGAGCAAGAUGAUUAUUAUUACGUUAUGGUCUGGGAGAACACGGGUAGUGGAGGAACCAAGCUCAAAGCCGAUGGAAACUUCUACUGCGACAUGCUCAACUCGGGUGCGGACGACUACGUAUGGAUUUACCAAGACGGCCAUGUCGCCGAAAUCAACGUCAACCUCCGAUUGCCACCACUCUGGGGCCGCGAUCUCAAUAUAAUUCUAACUGUACCGGGACCUCGUGUCGGAAUCCAUCUAGCUGACUGGAACGGUGACGGAAAGUGCGACGUCCUGGUGCAGAACAAGGCGACCGGCGCCUUGACACUAUACCAAAACAAUUAUAGCCCGGGAGCCGCUACGAUUACAUUUGGAGCCCCUAUUAUUGUCACGGCAGCUACAUGCGACCAGGGCUGGGGCGUCGGGACAGACGAUCGUGAGAUGAGGGUCGCCGAUAUCGACGGCGACGGACGAGCGGACGUCCUGUGCAUCGAAACGAACGGGUGUGUCACUGCCUGGCUUAAUUUAGCCAGUGGCUUGGUCAAUAUUGGCCAAGUCAAAUUUUCAGAGGGAUGGGACCGGGCCAACAUGCGACUCGCUGAUGUCGAAGCGUCCGGACGUGCUGAUCUCCUGCAUGUCGACAAGUACACCGGAGCCGUCACGGUAUUUAAGAAUAACGGGCGUUCCUCGAGUGGAAGCAGUUCGUUUUCAUGGACGAACCGCGGAAAGCUGUACAAUCCCAUCAAUCAUGGAGAAACCAUGAUCUUUAUAAACCAAGGUGGCCUAUAUCGAGCUGACCUGGUACAUGUUGACCCUGUGACUAACAAGGUAAGUUACGUCUUGAACGACCAUGACGUCUUGACUCGCUCGACUAACAAUGUGUGA
Molecule: messenger RNA, 2376 nt
Organism: Truncatella angustata
Lineage: Eukaryota; Fungi; Ascomycota; Sordariomycetes; Amphisphaeriales; Sporocadaceae
Product: carbohydrate esterase family 3 protein
Exons: 13
Coding region: 1-2376 (791 amino acids)
Molecular function (GO): phosphatidylcholine lysophospholipase A1 activity
Source: RefSeq, a predicted model, not a curated record